GAGUCUCGUGCGUCGUGUUCUCGCCGCCUUGAGACUCCCUUUUCACCUGGACCCCCGCCGCCGCCGUCCGUCAGCUCUGACAACCCUUUGGUCGUAACGAACAAUCACGACCGCAUCCAGUCCUUUCCAUCCGCGGCUUCAUUUCUCUGUCUGGGUUGAUCCCACACGUCAAUUCAUCGACGGCUGGUCCUCUUACGACGCUCCUUUUGGACUUGACCAUUCUUAGUGUUGAGGGUGCGGAUCGAAGGAUCUUCGCGCUCCUCAACAUACCAGCACAAUGAGGCGCCAUGUGCAGUGUAUACUAUUUCUUCUAAGCUGCCUGUCUCUCACACGGGCCGCCUCGAAUAUCCGAGAUGGAAAGCUUGUUCGGCGAGGCAAUGUGAUGGACCAGAUUAUCGGUGCGCUCAAGGCAGCAGGAGGACCUGGAGACAAUAUCGAAAUCAAAAAAGAGGACGGGCAGGGGCAGGUCCAACAGGGAGGCAUUCCGACCGUCACUGAGACGUUAUGGAAAACCAUGACUGCAAAGGGCGCCGGGCACGGGAGAAACAGAACCGCCUCUACGGUUUACGUCACGGUGACAGAGCCAGCCGGUGUCUUGGGGGCGGCAGCAGCAGACGGUGGCGGCGGACAACUGUCUUUUAUCACCACGACCAUCUUUGCUUCGGGUCCAGCGCCCACCGUCACCAUCACGGCUCUAGCGUCGACCGUCACUCAGACCGUCUGCCCGGCCGGGGUCCAAGGCGCGGCUCAGGGCGGUAAUGUUCUAGGCGGCACGAAUUCGUCAGCCCCAGGUGGAACAGGCGGCGCUGCACAAGCAAAUCCCAAUACACCUCACGGCGGUGUCGGUGUGACAAUAAUAUCGCUUCCGCCCGGCACGCCCACUGGCGUGGCACCCGUGGCAUCGGCACAAGUCACUGGCGGUUCCUCGUUCCAAAACACCUCGUCCCUCGUAGCCCUCCCCGGGCUCACGUCAUCCUCGUCGCUCUUGUCUCUCGUGACGCUUCCGGGGGCUUCGGCGUCUCCAUCUCUUGUGCCUCUCCCUGGCGCUCCGGCGGCGGCCUCGUCUCUUGUUCCUCUCGGGGGCGCCUCUGCCCUGAGCUCAGCACUUACGUCUACCCCCCCGGCAGCCGCCACUUCAGCCCUCGCAACCGCACCCGUCGCUGUCAUUCCCGCGGGCGGCGCCGUCUCCAGUACCCUUAACGCCGGGGCCGGAAGUGCUGUUCUUGCGACGCCCGUUGCAGCCGCCCCCGGCGCCUUCGGCGGCAGCGCAGGCGUCGUCCCCAUCGCAGACGCCCAAAACCCACCACCCGCCGCCCCCAGCGCCAACCCCACAGUGCCGGCAGCGGCAGCGGUGCAACAGGGUGCCGCAGAAGGUCCCGCCGUGACACCCGCGCCGGCCGUCGCCAACGGUGCCGGGUCUCCCCAGCUCAGCAUCGACGUCUCGGGCUUGACGUUGAACAGCCAGCUUGAUCUCGGAAACCUGGCGCAGCAGACCGUAUCCCGGUCAUAAGGCCGCCCCGCGUCAAGGAAGGAUGCUGGUUGUCAUGAUUGAAAAAGCCGAAAAAGAAAAAAAGCAUAUAUGUCCACAU
Messenger RNA from Lasiosphaeria miniovina, 1589 nucleotides. RefSeq lists its product as uncharacterized. The coding region runs from base 278 to 1510 and encodes 410 amino acids. NCBI's taxonomy places the organism in Eukaryota, Fungi, Ascomycota, Sordariomycetes, Sordariales, Lasiosphaeriaceae. The transcript is spliced from 4 exons. The record is from RefSeq and is a predicted model, not a curated record.